AGUACUCGAAACCUUCUUUCCUUUGUUCUACUUAUUUGAUACGAGCGAGUUCAGGUACUAAACUAAUAUUUGAAGGACUCUUGUACUAAAUGUUUCUUCUCUUUUAAUAGACUAUGUUCAAAAAAUUAACGAAGAAACCAGGACAUGACAAGCAUGCCUCGUCGUCGUCUACUUCAUGCACCACUUCCACUGCUCGAAUGAUAGUAAUUGGUGAAACAGGUUCUGAAAAAUCUACGUUUAUCAAUUACUUGACAAAUUUCUUUCUCAACGGAUCGCUGAAACAUCUGAAGGUAGCAAUUCCAACUCGCUAUCGUAAAUCUACAGAAAAAUACUCUCACAAUGAGAAGGAUGUUAGCGAUGUCACCGUAUCGAAAACUGAUUCCUGCUACGAAUACAAGUUUGCCCGAAAAGGAAGGUCUUAUCUGUUUUUGGACACACCAGGACUGAGUGAUACACGAGGUGUCGAUCAAGAUGACAAAAACUUAGAAAAUAUUGUUCGGUCUGUCGAAAAUUUGGACGACAUUGUGUGUGUUAUCAUUGUGAUCAACGGAACUGCUCCUCGUCUAUCAGCUAGUAUCAAAAAUGUGAUUGUUCGUAUGCAAGGCUUUCUUCCCGAUGUCAUUCUUGAUCAUGUCGUUGUUGUUUUGACCAAUGUCUAUUUUCAUAUUUGUAAUUUUGAUAUCAAAGCUUUGGAUUUAAAUGGAACGGUCCAUCCAUUUUAUAUGCAGAAUUCAGCCUUUUCCACUGAUCCGUCACGUUGGGAUGACAAUGCUAUGAAAUUAUUACAACAUGAUUGGGAUAUAGCCUUCGAAGAAUUGAAGCGAAUGCUUGGUCUUAUCGAUACGUUUCAGGUUAAAUCAGUUCAAGCAUUCACCGAAAUGAAAAACAUACGUCAUGCUAUUAAGUCCUUGAUGCAUGAAGCUCGGCUAGAAGUAGAAAAUAUUCAAAAGAUGCAAGACCAAAUUGCAGCAUUGGAAAAAGCUUUGAAGUCCUUCGGCGAUGAUCAGGAUAAGUACAAAGACUACACAAAACAGAACGUCAUCAGUGUGCCAAAACUUGUUGAUGCCGAUUAUCACAGCACAAUUUGCUCGAGAUGUGAUCUUGUCUGUCAUGACAAUUGUAGGUUAGAAGAGACAUAUGUAAAAGGUGAUGGCGAACUGGCUGGUUGUGCUGCUAUGAAUAACGGCACUUGCACUAUCUGCUCUGGACAUUGUCCAUUCGAAGAACAUUAUCAUGGUCGCAAAACUAUGCAUACUACGACCCAGACAAUUGAUGAAGUUCUACACGAUAUUAAAGCCAUGUACGAUUUGGCUUCGCAAAAUCGAGAUGCAUCAGAAAACGAACUCAAUACAGUUCAAGGAGCUAAACAGAUGUUGGACGAUGCUUUGCGGCAGAAAAACGAUGAAAUCAAAUGUAAUUGUAUUGAGUUAAAAAGAAUUUGUAGUGGGUUCAAUAUCGUCGACGAACUGUGGUCAAUGAUCAAACAACUGCAGUUGUCAAGACAGUCAAUAAAAAACGUCGAUGCACGACAGCAAGCAGAAGAUUUUAUUAACAGUUUAAUCAGUUUAUGUGAUUCGUUCGACAACGAUAAAGCUCUUGGUGGAAAUAAAUCCAAGAAGAGCAAUAUGAAAGUAGAUGAUCAGUACACAUCUGCCACUCGAAUCCAAAUGUCUGACCAUGAAGGAGAUCAGGACAAUGAGGAGGAUGAACGCUUGAAACAACAGAUGAGAAGAAAUAAACCGGCAAAAGUACCUCCUACAAAACGACCGUCAGUGAAACAAAGAUCGAGAACACCUGAAUACGAAGAAGGAGAUAAUAACGAUGACGCCCAAAAAACUGAUGUUGACGAUAUCAUAGCACGCAUUAAAAACGGAGGUGAAGAUGAUCAACAAAUCUUUGCCGAAUAUAUUCAGCAAUGUGGACAGAUGAACCGCAACAUUCUUCGAGAGAAAUAUAUGGAUUUCCAGAAUAAAAUUGAAAAAACUAUCGACACCAAUGUCUUACUCAUCACACAGAUACCUAAAGAUGUCUUACUAAAGAAUGCUGCCGCAUAUUCCUUGUUGCAAUCACAACAAUCACAACAAGUAGCAGGAGGCACAAUAGGAGGACGAGCGGAAAAUGACUUCAUUGCUCGUGAUAGGCCAGUUGAACCUAGAAAACGACGCGAUGAUUUUGGGCAAUUAGAUAAUGAUUUUUUUUUACAAGCAGAACAUCGAUCUUCGACACCACAAGCGCAACAACGUCAUAAUGCGAUUGAUGUCCCUUCAAUGUUGCAGUUAGACCUAUCAGACGAUAAUCUGUGGCGAUCCAGUGUCUUAAAACUAAAUGCUCUAUACAAUGAAGCACGUCGCAGAAACAAUUUUAACCAACAAAGCGCGAUCUAUCACGAAUACGAAAAUCGUUGUUACGGAAAAAGUCGUACUAGUCUAAUUCAAGAUCAUAAUGUUGAAUUUCAAAACAAAGUGCAAGAAUACAAUAGUAAAUCGCUGGAAGAUUUACAAACUAUAUACAAAAAUUUAAAAGACACAAUUAAACAACUACUUGGCAGCGACGACGCAACGGCCAUUACUAAACUACCAAAAGAUACUCUGAUUAAAAUUGCUGCGAUCGCACACUUAGUGGAACAGAAAGAAGCAUAA
Molecule: messenger RNA, 2639 nt
Organism: Didymodactylos carnosus
Lineage: Eukaryota; Metazoa; Rotifera; Eurotatoria; Philodinida; Philodinidae
Source: the annotation of a GenBank genome assembly